Fusarium subglutinans is the source of this 684-nucleotide messenger RNA. RefSeq lists its product as uncharacterized. The transcript has a single exon. The coding region runs from base 1 to 684 and encodes 227 amino acids. Lineage: Eukaryota; Fungi; Ascomycota; Sordariomycetes; Hypocreales; Nectriaceae. The record is from RefSeq and is a predicted model, not a curated record. Gene Ontology annotation, molecular function: hydrolase activity, acting on glycosyl bonds.
AUGAAAUUCACAUCUUCAGUUCUUCAGCUUUUGGCGCUGUGCCAAAUCGCGUCAGCAUCGCCAUGCAAGCCUUCUUCUUCGACUGUCAUUUCCGCGGCGCCCGCAAGCACCACUGAGGUCAGCGAGACAGAGCCAUAUACCAUCACCACUUCCGCUGCGACCUCCAGCGCCGAGGCUGAAACCACGACCACGACCACUGCCGCAUCUGGACCUACCAAUCUGAUCAGAAAUCCUGGGUUUGAAGACUCAACCGUCGCGCCUUGGACCGUAUACAACAACAUCGGAACCUUGAGUAUAGACAGCGAGUCAGGCAUUCCCCCAUCAACCCAAGCAGGGCAAUUCAGCGCCUCUGGACAAAACCUCGCCAACAUGGGCAUCGGACAGGAAAUUGAUCCAUCUUUAAUCGUCGUCGAUAAAGAGUAUCGCUUUUCUGUAUAUACCAAAGUUACAGCCUCCAACAUUUGCAUCUCGCAAACAAUUGCAUGUGGCGCAGGAACAGGUUUCGUUAACUCGGCGAAUUGGGGUGCCAUGCAGGCGAAUGGCUGGAUAUUGACAAUGGUCACUUGUUCGUGGAGUCAGGCUGCCCUAGAUGCUGGGCCGAGUGUUCAGGUCUCGGGAGUCUGCAAUGCUCUGACUUUUCUGGCUGACGAUGCUUCUCUGGUGGCAACUGAGGCAUCGGAUUAG